AUGGCUGCUGCGACUCGCGUUCGCCCCGCUGAUGAUGGCACGCAACCCCUCCUAGAGGCGCAGGAAUACGACUCUUACUCCUGGGUGCUGCUGGAAGAUCACCCGCUCCGCUCUCAUCCGACCGAAUGCUGUCCAGGGAUCUGGUGGAUGCUUCAGCAGUGGUAUGCCACCGUUCGGAAGCUCUGGGGCGAUCGCAUUUUUUCCAUCAUCUGCCUGCUGUUGAUGUUUGGGGUAAUGGUGCAGUUCCUGUCUCUCUUACCUGAUGGACUUUCUUAUCUCUUUUUCCGGGAGCACUACACAGCCCAGGCAGGGUUUGUUCAUUGGCCUGCAGAGUUUGACGGGCAACCCGCUGCCUGUAUUGCCUACAAUCCACGAUCGCAUCCGGAUGCCAUUCAGUAUGUGAUCGCGGCUGGCUGCACGGGAAUCAAAGCGGACAUCUGGCUCCAGGACGAGGAGCUCUAUGUCGGCACCUCCAACGCGAGUCUGCGACCACAUCUCACCCUGCGUAAUGUGUACCUUGACCCUCUGUUGCAACACCUUGACGCGGAGAAGACUCCCGAAGGCUCUGUACAGUCUACCGCGAUGAGCCAUCACGGAACUGCAACGGACGAGCAGUUUGUUCUAUUCUUGGAAUUCCGAUCGCCGAUUCGGGACGGUUGGCCACAUCUUCUCGCUGAGCUGAAAACCUUGAACGAACGAGGGUAUCUCACCCAUCGCGACGACACGAAGAUAGUCAACAAGGCUGUCACGAUCGUCAUCGUGGGUGACGAGAGCGUCGACCCUGCUCACGAAGAGUACCAUCAAGAUUUCAACCACGAGAGUAUCUUUAUUGAUGACCAAUUGUUCAUGAAAAGACCUGAGUCAGCGUCGAAGCCUCAAGGAAACGAGGCCCAAUUAUUCAAGGGCAAAGGAAGCCAGUCCCGGCCGUCUUGGGAAGAGUGGAAAAAAUUGACCUCGAAGGAAAUGCAGCAUAAGGUACAAUCAGCAUUCACCACUACCAUGAACCUCAGUGAGGAGGUCGGAGCUCCUCAUCGAGGACGAUUUUCUCGACAGCAACUCGAUUUGAUCCAGGCCCACGUGGAGCAAGCCCACAAGCGCGGGCUAAAGGCGCGAUUUGGGGGCAUUCCGUGCAGCUCGCAGAGGCUGCAACGUUUGAUAUGGAGGGUCUUGGUCAAGGCCGGCGCAGACCUCAUUGAUGUAGACUGGACAGGCUGUCAUCGUCAAGCAUGGCGGCAGUUCUUUACGACAGGGUUGGCUUAG
Messenger RNA from Aspergillus japonicus CBS 114.51, 1260 nucleotides. RefSeq lists its product as uncharacterized. The record is from RefSeq and is a predicted model, not a curated record. NCBI's taxonomy places the organism in Eukaryota, Fungi, Ascomycota, Eurotiomycetes, Eurotiales, Aspergillaceae. The coding region runs from base 1 to 1260 and encodes 419 amino acids. The transcript is spliced from 2 exons.